UGGGCAGGAAUCCCUUAGAAGAAAUGGAGUAGCCAUCAUGGUCAACAAAAGAUUCCAAAAUGCAGUACUUGGAUGCAGUCUCAAAAACGACAGAAUGAUCUCUCUUCGUUUCCAAGUUGACUCCUUAAUAGUUUCUAAAAGGUGUUACGUCUUUCCAGGUGUCUUUAGUCUUCCUUUUCCCCAUAUCUUAGAGAUAUAAUCAGAUCACAAUCUAUAUGGGUGUAAAAUCUGAAACAUUUAUGUAUCAUUAAUAUACAUUGUACUGUAAUUCUAGGGAUUCCUUUCUCCUAUGGCCACAGCUCUCAGUCCAAGCAAAAAAUUGACACUGGUACAUGAUGGCUUGGAGUGAACUGUAAGAGCCCAUCCAGUGACUGCCAAAGGAAAGCCAUUUAGGUCUUAUGGGGAAGUUAGAGAAGGGUGGGUUCGGGGGCCUGGUUUGGCGGUUACAAUAAAAUUCCAGGCAUCUUUCCACCUUCUGCUUUCAUCUGAUCUCUGAACCCCUAAAAUGAUGGUUCUCAAUCCUAUCACAUACAACACUCUUCCUAUAACAAAUACUGCAACUACUUUUUUUUUCCUAUACUUAUACUGAAGUGGAAUUUAUAGAUAAUAUAAUCUACCAAUACAUAUCUUAACUGUAAAUAUAAAAAAGAAAAUAAAAGGAAAGUAUUUUGUUAAAAAUUAAAAAAGAUAGUAGAAAUUGAUGCAAAAUUAGCCUCACUAAACUUGAAUGAGUAUAUAAAAAUAACUUGACCAAUCACGUGUAACAUACGCCUUUUCAGAAAGUGAUCAAAAGAAAGCCAGUCUCAGGUGCCAAAUUUAAAUUUUUUUAUUCCACGAACAUUAAGCAUUGUGAUAAUUUGUGUUAAAUUCUGCGUAGAAAAGCCACAGAACAUUGUAAAGAAAUGGCAUAAGGAGACGGAGGCGAGAAAGGGUUGAAAAUAGCGAUUCAAACGAAAGCUCACGUCAUCGAGGAGCGAACUUGUGUACCAAUGCCUUCACCGCGAGCAAUAAGGAACAAUUGACUUGUCCAAUCAGAACGGGACUCUCUUUAUAUAUACUGGAAGAAAGGGGCAGGGCUUCGUUUUUCCAUCAGUUUAGCUGCUUUUGGGAAAUCUGUAAUGGCUCGCACUAAGCAGACCGCUCGCAAGUCCACCGGCGGCAAGGCGCCGCGCAAGCAGCUGGCCACUAAGGCGGCCCGCAAGAGCGCGCCGGCCACUGGCGGCGUGAAGAAGCCGCACCGCUACCGCCCCGGCACGGUGGCCCUGCGCGAGAUCCGCCGCUACCAGAAGUCCACGGAGCUGCUGAUCCGCAAGCUGCCGUUCCAGCGGCUGGUGCGCGAAAUCGCGCAGGACUUCAAGACCGACCUGCGCUUUCAGAGCUCGGCCGUGAUGGCGCUGCAGGAGGCGUGCGAGGCCUACCUGGUGGGGCUCUUCGAGGACACCAACCUGUGUGCCAUCCACGCCAAGCGCGUCACCAUCAUGCCCAAGGACAUCCAGCUCGCCCGCCGCAUCCGCGGGGAGAGGGCCUAGAUGUCCCCCCCCAGCCCCCAUCAGUACCAAUUUUCCACCCAAAGGCUCUUCUCAGAGCCACCACUUUUUCUGUUAAAGAGUUGUGUACUGGUAUCUCCAUUUCGAGCGAAGAGAAACUUACCGG
This is a messenger RNA of Bubalus bubalis (water buffalo), 1653 nucleotides long. RefSeq names its product histone H3.1. Gene Ontology annotation, molecular function: DNA binding; structural constituent of chromatin; protein heterodimerization activity. Gene Ontology annotation, cellular component: nucleosome. The transcript has a single exon. The record is from RefSeq and is a predicted model, not a curated record. NCBI's taxonomy places the organism in Eukaryota, Metazoa, Chordata, Mammalia, Artiodactyla, Bovidae. The coding region runs from base 1119 to 1529 and encodes 136 amino acids.